This is a messenger RNA of Gadus morhua (Atlantic cod), 621 nucleotides long. RefSeq names its product toll-like receptor 8. Gene Ontology annotation, molecular function: pattern recognition receptor activity. The transcript has a single exon. Gene Ontology annotation, biological process: defense response to virus; positive regulation of interleukin-6 production; toll-like receptor signaling pathway. Gene Ontology annotation, cellular component: plasma membrane. Lineage: Eukaryota; Metazoa; Chordata; Actinopteri; Gadiformes; Gadidae. The record is from RefSeq and is a predicted model, not a curated record. Bases 167 to 586 code for a protein of 139 amino acids.
CCAGACUACCUCCUUAACAAAACCUAAACACCACCUUACAACGUUGUCUUAACAUGGGAACUCAUUUCAAUGCUCAUGUGAUGCACUGGAUUUUAUUCUUUGGAUUGAAGACAACAAUGUCACCACGGAUGUCGACUACUUCUUGUCCUUCGGCCAUCCUCAGGUGAUGAUUUAUUUUGAGUUUGACCAGUGUGUCAACAACACUCUGGCACUACUAAUCUCCAUUCUCACGACUACCUUCAUCGUUGUCACCACGUCGAUGGCAACGGUGGCACACAUCUUCUACUGGGACACCUCCUACGUCCUGCAUUACCUGAAGGCCAAAUUGAAGGGCUAUCGUUCUUCAGCCUCACAAGACAACGUGUACAAGGUCUUCAUUACCUAUGACACCAAAGACCCCUGGGUCUCAGAAAGGGUGCUGGAGACGCUGAGGGUGAAGCUGGAGGUCGAGGGGGAGAAGGCGUUUCCCUUGUCUCUGGAGGAGCGGGACUGGCCCCUCGGCGUCCCGGCAAUCGACAACCUCACCCAGAGCAUUCGCUACAGCAUUAAGACCCUGUUUGUGCGGACCAAGGCGUACGCUAAGUAAUGCUGGGUCGUCUUUGCAAAAUGGAGAUGACUUUC